Messenger RNA from Sorex fumeus (smoky shrew), 3254 nucleotides. RefSeq names its product dishevelled binding antagonist of beta catenin 1 (gene DACT1). Gene Ontology annotation, biological process: regulation of Wnt signaling pathway, planar cell polarity pathway; negative regulation of canonical Wnt signaling pathway; negative regulation of JNK cascade. The record is from RefSeq and is a predicted model, not a curated record. Lineage: Eukaryota; Metazoa; Chordata; Mammalia; Eulipotyphla; Soricidae. The coding region runs from base 356 to 2908 and encodes 850 amino acids. Gene Ontology annotation, cellular component: cytoplasm. The transcript has 4 exons.
GGCGCAGAGUGCGAGCGGCGCCCCCGACAGACGCGGGGAGAGUCCGGGGGAGCGGGCCUCGGGCGCGGGGAGGCGGGCGCCGGGCGUGACGUAGCGCCGGGCUGGGGCGUUAUCAGCUGCGGGGCCGCGGCGACAGCGGACGGCGCCGCCCGGCCCGGGACGGCUGCGAGCCCGAGGCUGCGCGCGAAGGUCCCGAUCGCGUCUGGCCGCCGCCCCCGUCGCCGUGGCUCGCCGCGCGGCGGCAUGCGCCCGCGGUCUCUGCCUUAGCGGGGGAGCCCUCGCUGCUGGGGCCGGGAGGCCCGGGGCGCGGUGACGGGUGCCGGCGGCGGCGGCGGCGCGGCGCGGGCUUGGGGCCAUGAAGCCGGGGCCGGCCCGGGAGCUGGAGCCGCCGGCGCCGGUGCGGGGCGAGCCGCGCGCGGCGGAGCCCGAGGGGCGCUGGCGGGAGAAGGGCGAGGCGGACACGGAGCGCCAGCGCACCCGGGAGCGGCAGGAGGCCACGCUGGCCGGGCUGGCCGAGCUGGAGUACCUGCGCCAGCGGCAGGAGCUGCUGGUGCGGGGCGCCCUGCGCGGGGCCGGGGCCGCGGGGGCCGCGGUGCGGGGCGCCGGGGAGCUGCCGGCCGAGGCGGCGCAGCGGAGCCGUCUGGAGGAGAAGUUCUUGGAGGAGAACAUCAUGCUGCUGCGCAAGCAAUUGAAUUGUUUGAGAAGAAGAGAUGCUGGCUUGUUGAAUCAGUUGCAAGAACUUGACAAACAGAUAAGUGACCUGAGGCUGGAUGUGGAAAAGACCUCUGAAGAGCACCUGGAGACAGAUAGCCGGCCUAGCUCAGGGUUUUAUGAGCUGAGUGAUGGGGCUUCGGGAUCCCUUUCAAAUUCCUCCAACUCUGUCUUCAGUGAGUGUUUAUCCAGUUGUCAUUCUAGCACCUGCUUUUGCAGCCCUUUGGAAGCUACCUUGUCUAUUACAGAUGGUUGCCCCAAAUCUUCAGAUCUCAUAGGAUGGUUGGAAUAUAAGGAAGGCCACUGUGAAGACCAGGUCUCAGGGGCAAUUUGUCAUUCCCCCUGCACACCACAAUUUAACUCCCUUGAUGUCAUUGCAGAUGUGAAUCCCAAGUACCAGUGUGAUCUGGUGUCUAAAAACGGGAAUGAUGUGUAUCGCUACCCAAGUCCACUUCAUGCCGUGGCUGUGCAGAGCCCCAUGUUUCUCCUUUGCCUCUCAGGCAACACUCUGAGGGAAGAGGAGAGGCUUGGCAACCAUGCCAAUGACAUCUGCUUGGGAUCUGAGCUGGACACCAUCAAGACAGACAGUUCCUCACCCUCUCCAACUGGUCUGUGGUCUGCUCCCCAUCCGGCAUCCACUAAGAAAAUGGAUGGUUACAUUCUGAGCCUGGUCCAGAAGAAAACCCACCCUGUAAGGACCAACAAACCUAGAACGAGUGUGAACGCUGACCCCACCAAGGGGCUUCUGAGGAACGGGAGUGUGUGUGUGCGUGUGACCGGGAGCAUCUCACAGGGCAAUAAUGGAAACCUGAAGAAUUUUAAACAGGUGCCCGUGGCUGCAGGCGGGAUCCCCGCUUUGGACACUGGAAACUUCUCUCCUCUGAAACAGUGGUCAAAGGACUCAAAGGCUGAAACAGUGGAAAAUAAGAGGUUGCCCCCGCUGGAGGGGUCCUCGCCUGGCGCUGCCACUGAACUUCAAAGUAAGCAUCUGCCCAAAACCAUAAAGUCCGCCUCCCAGGACCAUGGGUGGUGUACCCCCGCCUUGCCAGGGGAGUCCCCUAAUGAGAACGGCCAGAUCUCUGGUGCUUCCUCCAAAGAGAGCCCGGGGAGAAUCCCCGCCCCGCCACCUCCACCGCCAGAGAGCAAAGUGGUGGUGCAGCCACAGAAAAAGCCAUCCCCGAAGAGUGGCCUGCUGACCCCAGCCUUCGUGGUGGAAGAGAGGCCGGCUCUGGAUUUCAAAAGCGAGGGAUCUUCCUCGCAAAGCCUAGAGGAAGGGCCCCUCGUGAAGGCGCAGUUUGUGCCAGGGCAGCCACCGGGCGGCCGGCCCCACCGAGGUGGUGGUGGCAGUGGCGGUGGUGGCAGCCGCACCGUGGCCGGGGUGAGGAGCUCAGCCCUGAAGCACCGCGCGCCCGGCCUGCACCUGGGUCCUGACGGCACGCUGCCCACCGUGCGCGAGAAGAGCCGGGCGGCCAGCAAGAAGUGUCGCUUCCCCGACGACCUGGAUACAAAUAAGAGGCUCCGAAGGGGUGCCCCGAAGGGGAGUCGGAAGGGUGCGGGCGGCCAGGCUGAGGCAGCUGUCCCCAGUCGGUCCCUAGGAGCGCACAGCCGGGUGGGGACCCGGGCGCACGGCCACGCGCGCGAGCCGGUGGUGGCCAAGCCCAAGCACAAGCGAACGGAUUCCCGGCGCUGGCGCUCGGCCGCCGAGGUGUCGUACGAGGAGGCCCUGCGGCGGGCACGGCGGGCACGGCGGGAGAACGGGGGCUUGUACCCCGCCACCACCACUGCUGCCACCGCCGCCGCGGCCGCCGCAGUCCCCCUGCCCUAUGCCAGCCCCUACGCGUACGUGGCCAGCGACUCCGAGUACUCGGCCGAGUGCGAGUCCCUCUUCCACUCCACCGUGGUGGACACGAGCGAGGACGAGCAGAGCAACUACACCACCAACUGCUUCGGGGACAGCGAGUCGAGCGUGAGCGAGGGCGAGUUCGCGGGGGAGAGCACCAGCACCAGCGACUCGGAGGAAAGCGCGGGCUUGAACUGGUCGCAGUUUGUGCAGACGCUCCCGAUUCAGACGGUCACGGCCCCCGACCUGCACCACCACGCCACCAAGACCUUUGUCAAAAUCAAGGCAUCCCACAACCUCAAGAAGAAGAUCCUCCGUUUCCGCUCUGGCUCCUUGAAACUGAUGACGACCGUUUGAGUUCCCUGGUGGGUGUAGAAAGGAAAAGGGGUAUUGUGGUGUUGGAUUCCUGUUUACCCAGGAGAAGGUGACAGCUUAGGGUGUGUGUGUGUGUGUGUGUGUGUGUGUGUGUGUGUGAUGCUCUCACGACUGUUUUCUUUUUGUUAAGGUAUAACCGAGGUCAGUGAUGUCUCGGCUUCACAGUGGACGGACUCUAGUGCCUUUAUGGAAGGUAGAGAAUGUUUGACUCCUUAAAUGUCAACCGAGGUUGUACUGGCGGUGAUAGUGAAUGAGUUUUGUGGUGUCAGCUGAUUUUAACGUUAAAUUCAGAGUUGUGUCAAGGCACAGGUUUGAAUGUUCAAGUCUU